AUUGUGCAGGAUAAGAGAGAUCCCUCAGAACACUUUUGUUUUGACGGUGAUAACAACAAACCAGUAUAUCGAACAUGUUUGAAUCAAUCGUGUUAUUCCUCGUCCUCGUUGGACCAUCCGUCCAAGGAUCCUUGGUGACUGGAACAAACAAACCCAAGUUCCAUCCCAUGGGACUGAUGGGACUUGGACGAGAUGAUACUGGCACUCAGGGUGGGACCUCUCAAUCUGUGCGGUGCUACUCGGGUCCCAACCAGUCUGGACAACAAAUUGAAAUCAACCAACAGAAUAUUGAAGACCUGAGCACAUUAAAUUUUGACAACUUGGCUGCAUCUUGUUGUUUCAACGGGGUCUGGUUGUUGUACGACGACAAAACAUACAACCAAGGACACUUUGACAGCCCGGCUUUCAGUGGUUGGGGAGAAGGAUUUUGCACAACUUUCGACACCACUUUUGCCGGCCUGGCGUCAUCCGUCCGAUAUUCUGGAGCCCCUGAUGGCUACAAAUUCGAUGUGCUCACCCUCUACGAAAGCAAUUACUUCAUGGGCAAAGAGCAGUACUUCUAUGACGAUGUCACCCAAUUUGAUUUUGACAAUUUUGGCGAAUCGGCCAUUGUGAAUGGUUGUUCAUCGUGGACGCUCUAUGCUGAGAAGAACUUCCAAGGAGAUUCAAUCUGCAUUUAUCCUGGAGAUCAAUCCAAUUGUUAUCCCGGAUUUUUUGCCAAUCCCAUCGACUUGGGGUCCCUUGGGAAUCGGGUGUCGAGUGCUAAGAGAGGAUGCUAUGCCACCGAAAAGCUCAUCCCUCCAGGGAUUUAACACCAACGCACCUUCGAAAUGUGUAAAAUAUAUUAAUAUUGCAACAUUCACAACAUGCUGGAAGUAUUAAAGUUAUUUUCAGGUGG
Messenger RNA from Tigriopus californicus, 898 nucleotides. RefSeq lists its product as uncharacterized. The record is from RefSeq and is a predicted model, not a curated record. Bases 75 to 812 code for a protein of 245 amino acids. Lineage: Eukaryota; Metazoa; Arthropoda; Copepoda; Harpacticoida; Harpacticidae. The transcript is spliced from 3 exons.